CAGGGCGGGAGGUAGGAGGGUGCAGGGCGGGUGGUAGGAGGAUGCAGAAUCAGAACAGCCAGCGGCCAGUUCCUGAAUGAGUUCCCCCGGCGGUGCUACCAUCAGCAUCACCCUCCUGCCACUAUGCCAGGCAAUGGAUUGCUCCUCAGCUGUGUGGGGGUGAUACUGUGCCAGGUUGCCCUCAGCCCCAACCAGGCAGCCCCUCCGCCCAACAUCGUGUUUGUACUGGCUGACGACCUGGGCUGGAAUGAUGUCGGCUUCCAUGGCUCCGAGAUCAGGACUCCAAACCUGGACCGUCUCUCCGGGCAGGGAGUGAGGCUGGAGGGGUACUACGUGCAGCCCCUGUGCACCCCGUCACGCAGCCAGCUGCUCAGCGGCAGGUAUCAGAUUCGCACAGGACUGCAGCAUCAGAUAAUAUGGCCGUGUCAGCCGCACUGCCUGCCUCUGGAUGAGAAACUUCUGCCGCAGUUACUGAAGGAGGCUGGAUAUGCCACGCACAUGGUGGGAAAGUGGCACCUUGGCAUGUAUAAGAAAGACUGCCUGCCAACACGAAGAGGAUUUGACACAUAUUUUGGAUAUUAUACGGGCGGUGAGGAAUACUAUACUCAUGAGAGAUGUUACACAAGCUUAGGGCUGAAUAAAACCAUGUGCGCUCUGGACUUCCGAGAUGGUGAAGUAGCGGCCAGAGGGUAUGAGAAGAAAUACUCCACUCACUUGUUCACGGAAAGAGCGAUUGAUCUCAUAGCCAAUCACAAGCAAGAAACACCUUUGUUUCUUUAUCUGGCUUAUCAAUCGGUGCACUCGCCUCUGCAAGUCCCUGAGGAGUACGUAGAACCGUACGGGUUCAUAGAGAACAAGGACAGGCGGCUGUAUGCCGGAAUGGUGUCCGUCCUGGACGAGGCCGUGGGAAACGUAACUGCGGCGUUGAAGCAGCACAGACUUUGGGACAACACCGUUUUCAUAUUCUCCACAGAUAAUGGUGGGCAAACUUUGUCUGGCGGAAACAACUGGCCUUUGCGUGGCCGAAAAUGGACCCUGUGGGAAGGAGGAGUGCGAGGAGUAAGCUUUGUUACGAGCCCAUUAAUAAAACAAACCGGAAUCACUAAUAAUGAACUGAUCCAUAUAUCCGACUGGCUGCCCACUUUAGUACAUCUGGCCGGAGGUUCUGUCAAUGGCACCAAACCCCUGGAUGGGUUUGAUGUGUGGAAAACAAUAAGUGAAGGAAGCCCGUCCCCCAGACUGGAGCUGCUGCAUAACAUAGACCCUCUGUAUGAGGAUAACUUCCCAUAUGUCUGUAUGCUGGAGACCACAGGAAUACCAGCACAGAUCUCCUACCAACCACCUGAGAGUUCUGCCUCCCUGGGUCAGGGAAAUAUACCAUACAGUGACACGCUUAGUUGUAGUUCUGUGUCUAAUCUGGGAUUCUAUGUAAUGCUUAAAUGCUUUGUAUGUAAUAGUAUAUACCACAUAUUGAAUAUUAUAGGCAGGGACUCACUGAAGUCUGCAAAGCCAUCAUAUUGUUUGUAAGGAUUAUUUUCUGUAAGUCUUCACUUGCAAUCAUCUCUAUACUUUCCCACACACUUAUACAACCACAGUGGAAAGGCUAUUUAUCAAAAUGUGGCAUAAGGCUGAUUUUCUGCUGCGACUUAAAAUCACCUAUUGCUGCAGCCUAUCAUUAAAACUUGUCCGAGGCAACUUUGCGACACUCAGCUGUCCAUUAACUACAUUAUUUACGCGGCUAACUUGAUGAAGCGUGAACUCGGGUGGUGUAUCCAAUAGCAAUAAGUCAGAGUUUAAGUCUUUGAUGAGCAACCUGCUGUACAGUAGUUUGAUGGCUGCACUGGAUGGCCAUCAAAUCUUCUAAGGGGCAGCACAUCGGGGCUAUUUCAGAUGUGGUUGGAGUUGCUAUCACUGCCACUCCGAUACUUGCUGUGAUUUCUCCAUUCGCGCCGGCAGCCGCAUUCCCUGUAGGGUUCUAUGGGGGAUGCGAUGCUGCCAGAUGUAUCAAUAUCCGAAAUGUAAAGCAUUUCCAAAUAUUGACCCCCGCAGGUUCUGCUAUCUGAAGAUGGCGGUAGCCCAUUGAAGCCUAUGGGCUAUACAUCACAUUUGUAGCCGGUGGCCCUCAGUGCUUGUGCGGUCAGCGGGACUGCGCAUGUGCAGCAGCCCCUUCAGUCCUCACAGCACAUUGCAGGGAUGGGCUCCUUUUUGAGGCCCUGUCCCUGCGGGUGAUAAAUAUUGCAUCCAGCCGAUAUGAUUGCAUAUUGCAAUGCGAUCCUGGUCACUAAUAUCGCGCCCAGAUCACAUUGCACAUGUGAUCAAUGAUAAAUGCACUUACCAAGCUGUCAUUCACAUUGGGAAUUGAGCAGAUACUAGGAAUCCAAAUGUGUGGUCCUUUCCCAUUUCCCUGCCGUAAAGACACCAUGUUAUUUAAUAUCUCAAUGAUCUCUAUAGCCUGCUCAUUGGUGUUCCCUGUGCAAUGCUCACUGCUAUCUGCACAGCACUAAAUAUACUGAAGUGGCAACAAGCCCAAACAGCUCAUUCAAUAUCCAUUUCAUUGUACCUAGUAAAGUGAAACAUUGCUUAAAUAGUUUACAAAUUGUUAGCAACUUGGGUAGUAUUGUAAACAACAAGCAGAUGAAGGAAUGACAGAAUUUCAAGCAGGGCUUUUAAGUACAGAUGUAAAACUGUCCAGUGGAAUAUUUUACCCUUACUUGUACGGUUCCCGACCACAACGUAGAGUAGAAAUACAAAGCACCUUUGUUGUUAAAGCUUCACUUAUAGGCUAUAGGUCCCUCAAAAUGUGGCAUUUAUAAAUAGGUUGUGAAAUGCCAAGCCACGGAAUAGCGAAGCAGGUGUAGAACUCAACUAUAGUAUCAAUAGAGCUUCACACCUCCUUGAAAUGGUCUGUUCUUCUGCAAGUUCGAUUUUCAAGAAAUUCUGCCACUUAGUUCAGUUUUUAAUUAAAAAUGUUUUUAUUAAAAUCUAAAUACAGAUAAUAAAAGAACAUGAAAUGUCAGAGGUGGUCCCCCUUCUUCAGGUAUUGUGGUAGAACCUGUUUUAGCUGUUCUCUGGCACUCUGAGAGUUAAUGCUGGGUACACCCCUAAAGAUUUAU
Messenger RNA from Pseudophryne corroboree (corroboree frog), 3113 nucleotides. RefSeq names its product arylsulfatase B (gene ARSB). The record is from RefSeq and is a predicted model, not a curated record. Bases 124 to 1527 code for a protein of 467 amino acids. The transcript is spliced from 7 exons. NCBI's taxonomy places the organism in Eukaryota, Metazoa, Chordata, Amphibia, Anura, Myobatrachidae.